Messenger RNA from Ananas comosus (pineapple), 1919 nucleotides. RefSeq names its product glucose-6-phosphate/phosphate translocator 1, chloroplastic-like. Gene Ontology annotation, molecular function: triose-phosphate transmembrane transporter activity; antiporter activity; phosphoglycerate transmembrane transporter activity. Gene Ontology annotation, biological process: transmembrane transport. The transcript has 5 exons. Gene Ontology annotation, cellular component: Golgi apparatus; membrane. Bases 369 to 1568 code for a protein of 399 amino acids. NCBI's taxonomy places the organism in Eukaryota, Viridiplantae, Streptophyta, Magnoliopsida, Poales, Bromeliaceae. The record is from RefSeq and is a predicted model, not a curated record.
CCCCCCCUCUCUCUCUCUCUCUCUCUCUCUCUCUCUCUCUCUACUUCUAAUACUCCGCCCACUCCGGAGAUAUCUCUUCCUCGCUCUCCUCUUCUCGCGUCGCGAGAUCUCUGACCCCCUUCGUGGAUUCCUAGGGUUAGGAUUUUAUCCCACUCAUCACUCUGGGUUUUCAAUCGUUUUCCUCUUCGAUUACACCCUCGUAGUUGUUUUGAUCUAAGUUUCUGAGUUUUUGACCGAUUUGAAGGCGCAGCAACAAGGAAAGGCGAGAUCGGAGGCGGUGAGGGCGAUUUCGAUCGAUUUCUGUGUUUUUUUAGCACUAGAAGCGUUUUUCGAUCGAUUGAACCGGUGAUCCGAUCGGGAACGGCAUUAUGAUCUCCUGCGCCAAGCACUCUGUCGCUUCCCUCGGCGUCGCCGAUCUCUUCCGCUUCAAAUCUCCGCCUCCGCAGCCCCAGAUCGUCGCUGCACGAUCGGUUUUCGCUCUCAGAAACCCUAGUCUCGCCCUCUCUUCGAGUAAGCCGCUAUACCUCGCCUUCCCCGAUGGGCUCGGGUGCGGUUUGCGUGAUGCUUCGCUCUCUAGAGUGAAGCCUCGGAGGCGUAGUUUCCGAUGCGAGGCCUACGAGGCCGAUCGGUCCGGGGACGCCGAGGCUACGCCGACUCCGACGCGAUCCGCCGCGGCGCAGAAGCUGAAGAUCGGGACCUACUUCGCUACGUGGUGGGCGCUCAACGUCGUGUUCAACAUCUACAACAAGAAGGUCCUCAACGCUUUCCCUUACCCCUGGCUCACCUCAACCCUCUCCCUGGCCGCUGGAUCGCUCAUCAUGCUCAUCUCGUGGGCCACAAGGAUUGCCGAGGCCCCUAAGACUGAUUUUGACUUCUGGAAAGCCCUAGCUCCUGUGGCGGUGGCACAUACGAUCGGACAUGUGGCGGCCACGGUGAGUAUGUCGAAGGUGGCGGUGUCCUUCACUCACAUCAUCAAGAGCGGGGAGCCGGCGUUUAGUGUGUUGGUGUCGAGGCUUCUGUUAGGGGAGACGUUCCCUGUGCCGGUUUAUCUCUCGCUCAUUCCGAUCAUUGGCGGCUGUGCUCUCGCGGCUGUCACAGAGCUCAACUUUAACAUGAUCGGUUUCAUGGGUGCGAUGAUAUCAAACGUUGCGUUCGUCUUCCGCAACAUCUUCUCAAAGAGGGGUAUGAAGGGAAAAUCCGUUAGUGGGAUGAACUACUAUGCCUGCCUUUCUAUAUUGUCUUUGCUGCUCCUAACCCCCUUCGCAAUUGCAAUUGAGGGCCCUCAGGUGUGGGCUGCUGGUUGGCAAAAGGCACUCUCAGAGAUUGGUCCCCACUUCGUCUGGUGGGUGGCUGCCCAGAGUGUGUUCUACCACUUGUACAACCAAGUAUCUUACAUGUCCUUGGACGAGAUCUCUCCUUUGACAUUUAGCAUCGGCAACACCAUGAAGCGGAUAUCCGUCAUUGUUUCCUCCAUCAUAAUCUUCCAUACGCCAGUCCAGCCCAUCAACGCACUAGGGGCUGCCAUCGCCAUCCUUGGAACUUUUCUCUACUCUCAGGCAAAGCAGUAACCUUAAACAAAUUCAGAUGAUCCUGCAACAAGAUGAGUGCUCUGAAGCAUUGGAGAGUAGGAUUUUGCUACUUUUGUAGAUAUAUAAUAAGCCGGGCAUAAAGACCUUAUGCGCAUCCAAGAUAGAAUAAUGGUUGCUGUUUCUUUUCAUUAUUCCUAUUGACCUUGUUACAAAUUUGCUCUUCUUAUGAACUGCAACCUGGGCGUAGCCCAAAAUUAUGGGUCAGAAAUUAUUUGGUCAGUGUUCUGCUACUCGAGAGAAGCAUUUAUGUAUUAGUGGGAGACUUCGCUUUCAAAAACUAAACUAAUAUAUGCUUCAGUUAUGGCGAAUGGUUGGUGAAUUUUUAUGUUA